UGGAGUAGGAAUAUCUUUUUGGAAUUUUGAAAUUCCCGCGCUUUCUAUACUUUGUUCUUCGAAUUAUCGACGUGCGUCGUUUACCGCAACACAACGUGAAUCGAUAGUAUAAGAUCCUUGUGACAGUUGAAGAUCUUUAAUUUCGAGAGAAAAUAUGGAUGCCAUUAAACAAAAUACAAGAAAUAAAAUAGUACGGGAAAAAAUACUUGACAUAAAAAGAAUUCAAAUAGGAAAAUAUCCGAUAGAUUCGCCGUGGGUCAAGCCAGUAAGAAUUUGUUAUAUGCAAGAUGGACAUGAAAAAGUUUGGGAUGUUGUAAAAUCACAUGACAGCGUGGGAAUCGUUGUUUUUAAUACAACUCGAAAGAAACUCAUUUUAGUUAGACAAUUCCGACCAGCUGCAUAUUACGCUUGUUUACCAGAUAAUGUCAAGGAGAUCAAUAUUAAGCAAUAUCCACCGUCAUUGGGUCUGACCUUGGAAUUGUGUGCGGGUAUCGUAGACAAGGACAAACCUCUCGUCGAGAUAGCAAGAGACGAACUGAGGGAAGAGUGCGGAUACGAAGUACCUGCGUCAGCUUUCACAAAGAUCGUCACCUACAGAGGUGUAGGAUCUGGAGCUACCAAACAAACACUUUUUUAUGUAGAGGUGACAGAUGAAAUGCAUAUAUAUCCUGGAGGUGGUGCAGAAUCUGAGGGUGAACUUAUUGAACUGGUGGAAAUGAAUGUUGAAGAGGCAAAGGAGUACAUUAAUUCUGGAGAAGUACAAAGUCCUUCCAGUUUUCUCUUUGGUAUAUCCUGGUUUCUAAGCAAUAAACAUGGGCAUUAAUCUUUACUUCAGAAAUGAGCGAAUGUACACAAGCGAAUAAGAAAUGGUUGCAUAGACAAAAUACAAUGAAAUCACGUAAAUUAAUGUUAAAUCAGUGCUCAUUUUCGUCUUUUGUGAAUUGUGAACUGACCCAAGCUAGGCCCCAUUUUAAAUUUGUUAACAAAAACUUUAAGGCCUUGGUCCAUUGUUCCUCAGAAUUAAAUUGAAUUCUGAAACGAUAUAAAAAGUUGAUGUUAUUAAAAUGCAAUAUAAAAAAUAAAUAGAUAGACUCAACAAGUCUACAUUGACAAAGUUCUAUGAACGAAGUUCUAUUGUUACACAAUGACUUGUGAUACAAACAUAUUGAAAUAAUAUUAAUAUAAUUUACUAACUAUAUCAAAAUAAAAAGUUAUAUUACUUGA
Molecule: messenger RNA, 1224 nt
Organism: Vespa velutina
Lineage: Eukaryota; Metazoa; Arthropoda; Insecta; Hymenoptera; Vespidae
Product: uridine diphosphate glucose pyrophosphatase NUDT14-like
Exons: 4
Coding region: 155-823 (222 amino acids)
Biological process (GO): ribose phosphate metabolic process; nucleoside phosphate metabolic process
Molecular function (GO): UDP-sugar diphosphatase activity; metal ion binding
Source: RefSeq, a predicted model, not a curated record